AUGGAUCUCGACGGUGUCGAUGACCGUUCUCGACGGGCGACCAGUGUCUUAUCCAUGGAUGAUAUUGAAGCCGCCCAGGCUCUUGAAGGCCUUCGUUCGGAUUAUCAAUCCCCACGUACAUCCUCGCAGCAUUCACCCAGAGCUACGAUGACGACCUCUGUUUCUACCUCCGACUCGAACCAGCCGGAACCUCUCCUCUCUCUACUCACCUCGACCCAUCCGCUGAUCUCCUCAGCCAUCAACGGUUCCAUGUCCGCCUAUACCUCGUCUAAGUCGUAUUCUCCGCGCUUCAGGUACGGCGCCGAGUUUAUCGAGCGCACCAUCGGCUCGCCCGUAGCCAAUACGGUCCAUACCGUGGGACGGAAGACGGGCGUGGAGAGCGGACUCCGCUGGGCGCUGCAGCGACGGGGGUCUGCGUCCGUCGAGGCCGCUGGUCCCACCGCCACCAAACGUCGCAAGGUGGACACGAAGAGUCAUUUCCACGGUGAUGUCGAUGUGGAAAAGGGGUUGAGAGACGACGGCGUGCCCGUACACCGGACACGAAGCGUCUCUGACCUUUCUCUCCCCGAAUCUCUUCCUCCCUACGACGAUCUUAGAUCACCGAGCUAUGAAGAUCUGGGCAAUGGAACGCAGAGCCCGGAAACGAAAAAUGCCUCCAGGCAGGUCAACCCGACCUGGCAGAAUAGACUGAUGAUCUCCACGUCGGGUCUUGGAGUGGCGAUGAGUGAGGAAUCGAUGCGAAGCCUACAGUAUUGCCUGACGUGGCUGCGGUGGGCGAAUGGCCGGUUAGGGAAAUCCAUCGUUGCUCUCAAGGGUGCACUACAGGAAUGGGAGAAGUCGACGCAGGAGAACGAUGAGGAUGUGUCUGCGACCAGCUCCCGGAACAACCUUCUCACACAGCGGAUCCAGGCUGUCCGCGAGGAUGUCCUCGCCACCUUGAAACAGGUGGUGGACAUCAUCUCCAAGUAUGCCGGCGGCGCGCUGCCGGAGAACGCGCGCAAUCUGGUGCGUCGCCAUCUCACAUCGCUGCCGCAACGGUUCCAGAUCGCCUCGACGUCAAAUCCUCCCCCAAAUACGACUGCGAGUGCGUCGGAUGUGACCGUCAGUGCUCAUCGUAUCCUCGUCCUGGCCCAGGAAGGAUUAGACAUGAUGGCGCAGGUCAAUAGCGUGGUUAACGACACCUUGGUCAGUGCGGAACACUGGUGCAGCCGCCUGGGCAAACGGUCUCCACAAGCCAGGGAGUCGGAAGCUCCGUCGUCGCAGCCGGCCCAGCAAUCCCUGUCUCUCGAUGAAAAGCUGCCCACUGCGCCGACAAGUGAACAAGACGUUCACAUGGGCGGGAUAGAGAAAGCAUGA
Molecule: messenger RNA, 1356 nt
Organism: Penicilliopsis zonata CBS 506.65
Lineage: Eukaryota; Fungi; Ascomycota; Eurotiomycetes; Eurotiales; Aspergillaceae
Exons: 2
Coding region: 1-1356 (451 amino acids)
Biological process (GO): endoplasmic reticulum unfolded protein response; phospholipid biosynthetic process; regulation of transcription by RNA polymerase II
Cellular component (GO): nucleus; endoplasmic reticulum
Molecular function (GO): transcription corepressor activity
Source: RefSeq, a predicted model, not a curated record